Molecule: messenger RNA, 2361 nt
Organism: Acaromyces ingoldii
Lineage: Eukaryota; Fungi; Basidiomycota; Exobasidiomycetes; Exobasidiales; Cryptobasidiaceae
Product: DEAD-domain-containing protein
Exons: 2
Coding region: 1-2361 (786 amino acids)
Molecular function (GO): RNA helicase activity; ATP binding; nucleic acid binding
Source: RefSeq, a predicted model, not a curated record
AUGUCUGUCAAAGGUGCAAAGGGAUCAGGAGGCAUCAAUGAACACGGACAGGAGCAGAAUAAACUCUCAGUUGACGACAUAAUUGAGAAGAGGCGGAAGACGAGGCCUGACUUCAAGCUCCCCGAGCCUGAGGACGACGACCCAGAAGACAACGAGGAUAGCGACUUGGCCGAAGAGGAGGAUGACGAACACCUAGACGACCAACACGACGUCGAAGAGGAGGAUGAGGAGGAAUUUGGCGCUGGAGUCAGGCGAGCGAGAGAAGCAAGUGAGAGCGAAGAAAGCCACGAUGAAAAAGAUCCUCUAUCGAGCUCGGAAGACGAGGACGAUGAAGAAGAAAGGCAGUCGGACGAGGAUGAGGAUGAGGACGAAGAUGAUAGCGAAAACUCAGAAGCAGAAUCGGAACAGGAGACAGAGGUGGAGAAGGCACGGAAAGCUGCCUUUUUCGCUGUAGAAGACCAGCAAACAGGGAAGGCAAAGGACGGCGCCGAUGAGACGCCUACGUUUCAGUCCCUCUCCCUGUCACGACCGCUUCUGCGCGCUUUGGCGACUCUCAACUUUCACACUCCAACACCGAUUCAAGCGAGAUCCAUCCCCAUCGCCUUGGCCGGCAAAGACAUUGUGGCAGGUGCCGUCACAGGAAGCGGAAAGACGGCAGCCUUCAUGAUUCCCAUCUUGGAGCGACUAGCCCACCGGCCAAAAGGGCGAGAUGAGGCAAAGACGCGCGUCAUUAUCCUCAUGCCUACACGCGAAUUGGCUGUGCAGUGCGCCAGUGUUGGCAGAGCCUUGGGCAAAUUCCUCGACGUCCGUUUUUGCCUCGCCGUUGGUGGUCUCUCGCUCAAAACUCAAGAGGCAGAGCUCAAGCUUCGACCGGACAUCGUCAUUGCCACGCCUGGUCGACUGAUUGACCACAUGCGCAACAGUGCCUCUUUUGGCAUAGAGGACGUCGAGAUCGUCAUCAUGGACGAAGCUGAUCGUAUGCUCGAAGAGGGCUUCUCUGCCGAACUCAACGAGAUCCUCGAGAUGACCCCGAAGGCUCGUCAGACUAUGCUUUUUUCGGCCACGAUGACGGACGAUGUCGACGAAUUGGUCCGCUUGAGCAUGAAGAGACCCGUUCGUCUCUUUGUCGACCCUAAGCGCAGCACCGCAAAGAAGCUCAUCCAGGAAUUUGUCCGAGUUCGUGGCCAGAUGAGCGUUGGUCAAGACGAUGGAGGUAACAAUGGUGGUAGUAGUAGCGUGGUCAAGAAGAGGACCGAGGAUGAGGCCCGGCCCGCUCUUCUGCUGAGCCUAUGCACGCGGACGUUUCGGACAAAGGUCAUCAUCUUUGUUCGCUCCAAGAAGCUGGCUCAUCAGCUGCGCAUCGUUUUUGGCCUUGUUGGUCUAUCUGCAGGCGAGCUGCACGGAGACCUGUCACAGGAGCAGCGCUUGCAAUCGCUUCAGAGCUUCAAAGAUGGUCGCACAGACUUCCUCAUUGCCACCGAUCUCGCAAGUCGUGGUCUGGAUAUUCGAGGCGUGGAGACGGUCAUCAAUUACGACAUGCCCACUCAAUUCGAGCAGUAUCUUCAUCGAGUGGGCAGAACGGCCCGUGCUGGACGCAAUGGGCGAGCCGUCACGCUCGUGGGACAGGGCGAUCGCAAGAUGCUCAAGAUGGCGCUCAAGAGAUCGCCAGCCGCCCAGGUCAAGCAUCGCAUGAUACCUGGAGAAGUCGUUUUGCAAAUCUCCGAACGCCUCGAAGAGAUCAAGGGAGAUGUUGAUGUUGUGCUGCGUGAAGAAAAAGAGGAGAAGGAAUUGCGAAGGGCCGAAAUGGAGCUUACAAAGGGUCAAAAUAUGGUCGAGCAUCGGGAAGAGAUAAUGAGCCGACCUAAACGGACAUGGUUCCAAUCGGAGUCGGAGAAGCACAAGCAAGAGCAACUCGGGACCAAGGAGUAUCUGAACAAGGUCGGAGGCGGCGACAAGGAGAAGAAGACGUCAAAGGAGGGCCGAGACAAAUUUUCGGGCUUGAGCAGAAAGAAGAAGAGGAUGAAGAUUGCGAGAGAGGAAGACGCAGAGAUGAACAAGCGCGGUGAAAUCGAUGCGGGUAUCCGAGCUGCGAAAAAGGCACAAAGACCUAAGGAGCUGGGUGUGCUCGAGAGCAAGGGCGGUCCUUCGAAGGGGAAGAACAAGGACAAAGGAAAUAAGAAGACCAGGAGCAGCUUCAACAAGGUCGGAAAGGGUGCUGCGGGCGGAUUUGCAUCGGACUUGGGUGACCGGUCGGGGUCAGCUGGUGCGCGUGGAGCAGCAAAGGGCAAGGGUAAAGCAAAGACUAAAGCACCCAAGACCGCCAAGGGAGGGAAAGCCAGCAACAAAAAUCGCCGUCGAUGA